GUGCGCGCCUGUCAGCCAUAGCCGGAGCCACCGGCUUCUCCUCCCGCCCAGCACGCCUGCCACUCGGGGGCUCGAUGACCGCCGGACCUCGGACGCCGCCAGUCUGAGUUCUUUUUGGAGGUGGAUAUCUACUCAGACAAUAAGAAUUGUAAGAGCUCUGAGAGCUUUAUUUAAAAGAAUAAUGGAUGAACCAUCUUCCUUGGCCAAACCUCUGGAGCUGAAUCAGCAUUCCCGAUUUAUAAUUGGAUCCGUGUCUGAAGAUAACUCUGAAGAUGAGAUCAGCAACCUGGUGAAGCUGGACCUAUUAGAGGAAAAGGAAGGUUCUCUGUCACCAGCCUCUGUCAGCUCAGAUACACUUUCUGAUUUGGGGGUCUCUAGUUUACAGGAUGGCUUGGCCUUACACAUAAGGUCCAGCAUGUCUGGCUUACACCUUGUAAAACAAGGUCGAGACCGAAAGAAAAUAGACUCACAGCGAGAUUUCACUGUGGCUUCACCAGCAGAAUUUGUUACUCGUUUUGGAGGAAAUAAAGUAAUAGAGAAAGUUCUUAUAGCUAACAAUGGGAUUGCUGCAGUGAAAUGCAUGAGAUCUAUCCGUCGGUGGUCUUAUGAAAUGUUCCGAAAUGAGCGUGCAAUCAGAUUUGUUGUCAUGGUCACACCUGAAGACCUUAAAGCCAAUGCAGAAUACAUCAAGAUGGCAGAUCACUAUGUGCCAGUGCCUGGAGGACCAAACAACAACAACUAUGCAAAUGUAGAAUUAAUUCUUGAUAUUGCCAAACGGAUCCCGGUGCAAGCAGUGUGGGCUGGUUGGGGUCAUGCUUCUGAGAAUCCUAAACUUCCAGAACUACUCUUGAAAAAUGGCAUCGCAUUCAUGGGUCCUCCAAGCCAGGCGAUGUGGGCUUUGGGGGAUAAGAUUGCAUCUUCUAUAGUAGCUCAGACUGCAGGUAUCCCAACACUUCCAUGGAGUGGCAGUGGUCUUCGUGUGGACUGGCAAGAAAAUGAUUUUUCGAAGCGUAUCUUAAAUGUUCCACAGGAGCUAUAUGAAAAAGGUUAUGUGAAGGAUGUGGAUGAUGGACUGCAGGCAGCAGAAGAAGUUGGAUAUCCAGUAAUGAUCAAGGCCUCAGAAGGAGGAGGAGGAAAGGGAAUCAGAAAAGUCAACAAUGCAGAUGACUUUCCUAAUCUCUUCAGACAGGUUCAAGCUGAAGUUCCUGGAUCUCCAAUAUUUGUAAUGAGACUAGCUAAACAGUCUCGUCACCUGGAGGUACAGAUCCUAGCAGAUCAGUAUGGCAAUGCCAUCUCUUUGUUUGGCCGUGAUUGCUCUGUACAGCGCAGGCAUCAGAAGAUUAUCGAAGAAGCACCUGCUGCUAUUGCUACCCCAGCAGUAUUUGAACAUAUGGAACAGUGUGCAGUGAAACUUGCCAAAAUGGUUGGUUAUGUGAGUGCUGGAACUGUGGAGUACCUGUAUAGCCAGGAUGGUAGCUUCUACUUUUUGGAACUGAACCCUCGGCUACAGGUGGAACACCCUUGUACAGAGAUGGUAGCUGAUGUCAAUCUCCCUGCAGCACAACUCCAGAUUGCCAUGGGAAUCCCUCUAUUUAGAAUCAAGGAUAUCCGUAUGAUGUAUGGGGUCUCUCCCUGGGGUGAUAGUCCCAUUGAUUUUGAAAAUUCUUCUCAUGUUCCUAGUCCAAGAGGCCAUGUUAUUGCUGCUCGGAUCACAAGUGAAAAUCCUGAUGAGGGUUUUAAGCCAAGCUCAGGAACAGUUCAGGAGCUAAAUUUCCGCAGCAAUAAGAAUGUUUGGGGUUAUUUCAGUGUUGCUGCUGCAGGAGGACUUCAUGAAUUUGCUGAUUCUCAGUUUGGUCAUUGCUUUUCCUGGGGAGAAAACAGAGAAGAAGCAAUUUCAAAUAUGGUGGUGGCUUUGAAGGAGCUAUCUAUUCGAGGUGAUUUUCGAACAACAGUUGAAUAUCUGAUCAAAUUGUUAGAGACUGAAAGCUUUCAAUCGAAUAGAAUUGAUACUGGCUGGCUGGACAGACUGAUAGCAGAAAAAGUACAGGCAGAGCGUCCUGAUACAAUGUUGGGAGUUGUAUGUGGAGCUCUCCAUGUGGCAGAUGUGAGCUUGAGAAAUAGCGUCUCUAACUUCCUUCACUCCUUAGAAAGGGGUCAAGUCCUUCCUGCUCAUACACUUCUUAACACAGUAGAUGUUGAACUGAUAUAUGAAGGAGUCAAGUAUGUACUUAAGGUAACUCGACAAUCACCCAACUCCUAUGUGGUAAUCAUGAAUGGAUCUUGUGUAGAAGUAGAUGUGCACCGGCUAAGUGAUGGAGGACUACUCUUGUCUUAUGAUGGCAGUAGUUAUACCACAUACAUGAAGGAAGAAGUGGAUCGAUACCGUAUCACGAUUGGCAAUAAAACCUGUGUGUUUGAGAAGGAAAAUGACCCGUCAGUGAUGCGCUCACCUUCUGCUGGGAAGUUAAUCCAAUACAUUGUAGAGGAUGGAGGCCAUGUGUUUGCUGGCCAGUGCUAUGCUGAGAUUGAGGUAAUGAAGAUGGUGAUGACCUUAACAGCUGCAGAAUCUGGCUGCAUCCAUUAUGUCAAGAGAACCGGAGCAGCUCUUGACCCUGGCUGUGUAAUAGCCAAAAUGCAGCUGGACAACCCCAGCAAGGUUCAGCAGGCUGAGCUUCACACGGGUAGUCUGCCACAAAUCCAGAGUACAGCUCUCAGAGGCGAGAAGCUCCAUCGAGUGUUCCACUAUGUCCUGGAUAAUUUGGUUAAUGUGAUGAAUGGAUACUGCCUUCCAGAUCCUUUCUUCAGCAAUAGGGUAAAAGACUGGGUAGAACGGUUGAUGAAAACUCUGAGAGAUCCCUCCCUGCCUCUCCUAGAAUUGCAAGAUAUCAUGACCAGUGUCUCUGGGCGAAUCCCGCUCAAUGUGGAGAAGUCUAUCAAGAAGGAAAUGGCUCAGUAUGCUAGCAAUAUCACAUCAGUCCUAUGUCAGUUUCCCAGCCAGCAGAUUGCCAACAUCCUAGAUAGUCAUGCAGCUACAUUGAACCGGAAAUCUGAAAGGGAAGUCUUCUUCAUGAACACUCAGAGCAUUGUCCAGCUGGUACAGAGGUACCGAAGUGGCAUCCGAGGCCACAUGAAGGCUGUGGUGAUGGAUCUGCUCCGGCAGUACCUGAGAGUAGAGACACAAUUCCAGAAUGGUCACUAUGACAAAUGUGUGUUUGCCCUUCGGGAGGAGAACAAAAGUGACAUGAACACUGUACUGAAUUACAUCUUCUCUCAUGCUCAAGUCACCAAGAAGAAUCUUCUGGUUACAAUGCUUAUUGAUCAGUUGUGUGGCCGGGACCCUACUCUCACUGAUGAGCUGCUGAAUAUUCUUACAGAGCUAACUCAACUCAGUAAGACCACCAAUGCCAAAGUGGCACUUCGGGCACGCCAGGUUCUUAUUGCCUCCCAUUUGCCAUCAUAUGAGCUUCGCCAUAACCAAGUAGAGUCUAUCUUCCUAUCAGCAAUUGACAUGUAUGGACAUCAGUUUUGCAUUGAGAACCUGCAGAAACUCAUCCUAUCUGAAACAUCAAUUUUUGAUGUUCUACCGAACUUCUUCUAUCAUAGCAACCAAGUUGUGAGGAUGGCAGCUUUGGAGGUGUAUGUUCGAAGAGCUUAUAUUGCCUAUGAACUUAACAGCGUACAACACCGCCAGCUUAAGGACAACACCUGCGUGGUGGAAUUUCAGUUCAUGCUACCUACAUCUCAUCCAAACAGAGGGAACAUCCCCACGCUAAACAGAAUGUCCUUCUCCUCCAACCUCAACCACUAUGGCAUGACACAUGUGGCUAGUGUCAGUGAUGUGCUGUUGGACAAUUCUUUCACUCCACCAUGUCAACGGAUGGGAGGAAUGGUCUCUUUUCGGACUUUUGAAGAUUUUGUCAGGAUCUUUGAUGAAGUGAUGGGCUGCUUCUGUGACUCCCCACCUCAAAGUCCCACAUUCCCAGAGGCAGGUCAUACAUCUCUAUAUGACGAAGACAAGGUCCCCAGGGAUGAACCAAUUCACAUUCUGAAUGUGGCUAUUAAGACUGACUGUGAUAUUGAGGAUGACAGUCUGGCAGCUAUGUUCAGAGAGUUUACCCAGCAACACAAAGCUACCCUGGUUGAGCAUGGAAUCCGACGCCUUACUUUCCUUGUGGCACAAAAGGAUUUCAGAAAACAGGUCAAUUGUGAGGUGGAUCAGAGAUUUCAUAGAGAAUUUCCUAAAUUUUUCACCUUCCGAGCAAGGGAUAAGUUUGAGGAAGAUCGUAUCUAUCGUCACUUGGAGCCUGCUCUGGCUUUUCAGUUAGAACUGAACCGGAUGAGAAAUUUCGACCUUACUGCUAUUCCAUGUGCUAAUCAUAAAAUGCACCUGUAUCUUGGGGCAGCCAAGGUGGAAGUGGGCACAGAAGUAACAGACUACAGGUUCUUUGUUCGUGCAAUCAUUAGACAUUCUGAUCUGGUCACAAAGGAAGCUUCUUUUGAAUAUCUACAAAAUGAAGGGGAGAGGCUGCUCCUGGAAGCCAUGGAUGAAUUGGAAGUUGCUUUUAACAACACGAAUGUUCGCACCGACUGUAACCAUAUCUUCCUCAACUUUGUACCCACUGUUAUCAUGGACCCAUCAAAGAUUGAGGAAUCUGUGCGGAGCAUGGUAAUGCGCUAUGGAAGUCGGCUGUGGAAAUUGCGCGUCCUCCAGGCAGAACUGAAAAUCAACAUUCGCCUGACACCAACUGGAAAAGCAAUUCCCAUCCGCCUCUUCCUGACAAACGAGUCUGGCUAUUACUUGGACAUCAGCCUCUACAAGGAAGUGACUGACUCCAGGACAGCACAGAUCAUGUUUCAGGCAUAUGGAGACAAACAGGGACCAUUGCAUGGAAUGUUGAUCAACACUCCAUAUGUGACCAAAGAUCUGCUUCAAUCAAAAAGGUUUCAGGCCCAAUCCUUAGGAACAACAUAUAUAUAUGAUAUCCCAGAGAUGUUUCGUCAGUCUCUGAUCAAACUCUGGGAGUCUAUGUCUACUCAAGCAUUCCUUCCCUCACCUCCAUUGCCCUCUGACAUGCUGACAUAUACUGAACUGGUGUUGGAUGAUCAAGGGCAGCUGGUGCACAUGAACAGGCUUCCAGGAGGAAAUGAGAUUGGCAUGGUAGCUUGGAAAAUGACCCUUAAAAGUCCUGAGUAUCCAGAAGGCCGGGAUAUAAUUGUUAUUGGCAAUGAUAUCACAUACCGAAUUGGGUCCUUUGGGCCCCAGGAGGACUUGCUGUUUCUCAGAGCUUCUGAACUUGCCAGGGCAGAAGGAAUCCCACGCAUCUAUGUAGCAGCCAAUAGUGGAGCAAGAAUUGGAUUGGCAGAAGAAAUUCGUCAUAUGUUUCAUGUGGCCUGGGUAGAUCCAGAGGAUCCUUACAAGGGCUACAAAUAUUUGUAUCUGACCCCUCAAGAUUACAAGAGAGUCAGUGCUCUCAAUUCUGUCCACUGUGAACAUGUAGAGGAUGAAGGAGAAUCCAGAUACAAGAUAACAGAUAUUAUUGGGAAAGAAGAGGGACUUGGAGCAGAGAACCUUCGAGGCUCUGGAAUGAUUGCUGGAGAAUCCUCAUUGGCUUAUGAUGAGAUCAUUACCAUCAGCCUGGUUACAUGUCGGGCCAUUGGGAUCGGGGCUUACCUUGUCCGGCUGGGACAAAGAACCAUCCAGGUUGAGAAUUCUCACUUAAUUCUGACAGGAGCUGGUGCUCUCAACAAAGUUCUCGGGCGAGAAGUGUACACCUCCAAUAACCAGCUUGGGGGCAUUCAGAUCAUGCACAACAAUGGGGUCACCCACUGCACUGUGUGUGAUGACUUUGAAGGAGUUUUCACUGUCCUGCACUGGCUGUCAUAUAUGCCUAAGAAUGUUCAUAGUUCAGUUCCUCUCCUGAACUCCAAGGACCCUAUUGAUAGAAUCAUCGAGUUUGUUCCCACAAAAGCCCCAUAUGAUCCCCGAUGGAUGCUGGCAGGCCGGCCUCACCCAACCCAGAAAGGUCAGUGGUUGAGUGGAUUUUUUGACUAUGGAUCUUUCUCAGAGAUUAUGCAGCCCUGGGCACAGACUGUGGUGGUUGGUAGAGCCAGGCUAGGAGGAAUACCUGUAGGAGUAGUUGCUGUAGAAACACGUACAGUAGAACUGAGUAUCCCAGCCGAUCCUGCAAACCUGGAUUCUGAAGCCAAGAUAAUCCAGCAGGCUGGCCAAGUUUGGUUCCCAGACUCUGCAUUUAAGACCUAUCAGGCUAUCAAGGACUUCAACCGUGAAGGGCUACCCCUGAUGGUCUUUGCCAACUGGAGAGGCUUUUCUGGAGGGAUGAAAGACAUGUAUGACCAAGUGCUCAAGUUUGGUGCUUACAUCGUAGACAGCUUACGAGAGUGCUCCCAGCCUGUGAUGGUUUACAUUCCUCCCCAGGCUGAGCUCCGAGGUGGCUCCUGGGUUGUGAUUGACCCUACUAUAAACCCCCGACACAUGGAGAUGUAUGCAGACCGAGAAAGCAGGGGAUCAGUUCUGGAGCCAGAAGGGACUGUAGAAAUCAAAUUCCGAAAAAAGGAUCUGGUGAAAACCAUGCGUCGGGUGGACCCAGUCUACAUCCACUUGGCUGAGCGAUUAGGCACCCCAGAGCUGAGCUCAGCUGAGCGGAAGGAGCUGGAGAACAAGAUGAAGGAGCGGGAGGAAUUUCUAAUUCCCAUUUACCAUCAGGUAGCUGUACAGUUUGCUGACUUGCACGACACACCAGGCCGGAUGCAGGAAAAGGGUGUUAUUAACGACAUCCUAGAUUGGAAAACAUCUCGUACCUUCUUUUACUGGCGGCUGAGGCGUCUCCUGCUGGAGGAUCUAGUCAAGAAGAAAAUCCACAAUGCCAACCCCGAGCUGACUGAUGGCCAAAUCCAGGCCAUGUUGAGACGUUGGUUUGUAGAAGUGGAAGGAACAGUGAAGGCCUAUAUUUGGGACAAUAAUAAGGAUCUGGUGGAGUGGCUGGAGAAACAGCUGACAGAGGAAGAUGGUGCCCGCUCGGUGAUAGAGGAGAACAUCAAGUACAUCAGCAGAGACUACGUCCUCAAGCAGAUCCGCAGCUUGGUGCAGGCCAAUCCAGAGGUUGCCAUGGAUUCCAUUGUCCACAUGACUCAGCACAUCUCACCCACUCAGCGAGCGGAAGUCGUCCGGAUCCUUUCCACAAUGGAUUCUCCUUCUACGUAGGACAAGCUCCCCACCCAGCCCCUGCCCUGUCUGGAGAAAAGGACUAGAGCUGCCCCGCACAAUGGAAACCACUGUAAUGGGAAGGCGCACUGGAUUCCAUGUGGUGUUUUCUUCCCCUUGAGUGUUUCGGGUUAUAUGUGACAUCUGGUACCCAGGACCACAAAGGCCUGGUCAACCUACACCAUUCAGUAUUUAUUACUCCAGCUGAAAUGACAGUCCUCUCUCCCUGCACAGGGCUGAGAAGGCAAUGAAGGGUACAAGCAUGUACCUUGAGGUCUUACAAAAGCAGGGCUGCUGCCUUUCUUGUCCUGCCAGCCCCUAAGCCCCAGCACAGGACCAUGUGAACAGUUUGCAAGCAUCAGCCGCCCCCCUGCCCCAUGAGCCGCAGCCAUAGGCAGCAGAGGAGGGCUGGGGCAGACAGAGGAGAAGAGGAGACAUCGAAUCCAUCGUUCAUACCCCCUAUAGCCCGGCACACACCGGGCACUGGAGAGGAACCAGUCCCUGUUUAACCACACCAAGAUCUCUGUUGACAAGGAAAUAUUAAGAGCACAAGGUCUAAUGCAAGUCCCAUGAGAAUUCAAAGAUGAGGGAAAGCCAUGACCAGAAAAGCAGACCAAAAAUAGACUGACUUAUGGUUCUUGAUUUGUGGACCUCCUCCUUGAGAUGACAUCUUAGUGCUCACGGACAGAUGACAUACCACCCUGCUUGUCACUAAGAACUCAGGCCGGUGUGUGAGCGCCCCUGCGCCAUGCAGUAGCCUGAACUGGUGGAGGCCUAGCCGGAGGAGCUGGCUCUCUUUUCUAUCAGUGAUAGAAACUUAUGCCACAAAGGGAGUAGGACACAAGAAAAAGAGUAGGACAUGAAAAGAGAAGUCUCCUCUUAGGAACUGGAAGGUCGUGAAGCCUGGAACUUUGCUGGUCACGAAGACUCACAGUGCCUAGGGAGUCACUUACCCUGUUCCAGGGCAGCUCCCCCGGCCCUGGGAUUUGCCCCUUUCCAGAAUGUACACAGGCAGCAGGUAUGGCAGAUCUCCCCCAGCUGCCCACAGGAUCCUGGUGACAGCUGUGCUCCGAGGUCCGGGCAACGGCCUUCCUGGUGUGUAGAGGUUCUCAGGAACACAGCCCACACGCCCUUAAGACCCUCACACCUCAGUCAUGGUGCUCAUGUCUGCCAGGCUUUCUGGCCCCUCCGGGCCAGUAGCAGGGGCCUCCUCAGGGGUGGGGGAGAGAGCUUAUUUUCAACAACCACUUUAUCUAACAAAGGAGCUUACUGAUUCCCCUGUUGGUAUGCCUAAAGCAAGAGUGGCAGGUGAUCGGGCUGGUGUAGCAUCCGGCUCCUACAGUGCAGCUAAUUGCAUUUGGCACUGAAAACCAAGGAGGAAAUCACUAAGAUGCCAUAGAAGCAGUGGAAUGAAGACUUCAGCUCGGAGCCUUUAUCCUGGAGUGGAUGCAUGAGAGCGAGCCCUCACGGAGAAUGAGUGGGCCUCCUCAGCCAUGGCAGAAGUGCAGCUGAUGCCCAGGAGUCGGCCUCCACCUGCCCCUGAGUUCAGAGUACAGCAGUUCCGCACCUUCAAAGAAGGGCAAGAAAAGAUGGUGGGGGCAGUGUUCACCCCUGCUAUGUUCUUGCUUUCCUAGUAGAUAAGGAUAGGACUCAUCCCUGCCUAGAUCUCUCACCUCCACACUUGAUGCAAAUGCAUCAAAUGAUCAAAUCCACAUAGCCAUGGGUGAGCCUAAAGCAUCCACUCCCCAGGAGGCGCCUGGCAUUUCUUCAGAGGUGGAGUGGGCUCUGCUCAUUUAGCUCCCCUGGCCCACCAAAUGAUGACACAUUAAAGAAAUAAGUUUCCUCUCCAGAACCCCGCAGUGCCUACUCUCCCAUCCCCAAGACAGGGGUUUUUCAUAUGGAGAAGCCAGACAGAGCCACAGCACAUGAGCAAUCUGAUAUUCCCACAGCCCAUUACACAUGCAAGGUUACUGAGGCAGGAGGAGGAUAAAUGAUGUAUUGACCAAGACUAGCUUGAGCUGAGAUUGCCAUAUUAUCUGUUCACGUCGUUCACAAAGCAGCCUUCACUCGUGUCAGUGAGAAUUCGAUGGACACAUGCCCUGACGAGCAAGGAGCUUCAGUUCAAUGCACUCUUUUCACAUUUUGUUGAAAUAAACAUCCACAUUUGUAGAAGA
Dipodomys ordii (Ord's kangaroo rat) is the source of this 9396-nucleotide messenger RNA. RefSeq names its product acetyl-CoA carboxylase alpha (gene Acaca). Gene Ontology annotation, biological process: fatty acid biosynthetic process. Gene Ontology annotation, molecular function: acetyl-CoA carboxylase activity; metal ion binding; ATP binding. The record is from RefSeq and is a predicted model, not a curated record. Bases 182 to 7222 code for a protein of 2346 amino acids. The transcript is spliced from 56 exons. NCBI's taxonomy places the organism in Eukaryota, Metazoa, Chordata, Mammalia, Rodentia, Heteromyidae.